AUGGGCUCUGGAAGGAUCUACGAUGAGGAUGACUCGCGCCGGACGAAGCAUCGAACCGACGAGGGGGACGACGAGCACAGAAACUAUGAUCGGCCGAGGAAGCGAAGCCAUCGGGAUCGCGACUCGCCAGAGGCGUUCCAGGAGCCCCCAUCCCACGAGGCAGAGGUCAAGAGACCGAGAUGGCGACAGCAGGCGAACAAGGCGGAGCUCACGGUCGCCUGGAGGUACAGAGUCACCCGUCAUCGUUAUUCGAGCCCGGACAAGGGCGACCGCGAGAACAGCCAGCCAGCUGCCAGGCGAUCUGGCCCUUUGCCGUCGCAAGCGGAUUCUUUCGCGGUCAGCAACGGCGAAGAACCCGAGAAGCCCAAGGAGAAACCCAACUUCGGCAACACAGGUGCCCUAGCUGCUGCAUCCAACUCGGUCACCCAAGCAGACGGGACGACGAUCACGCUAAAGUACCACGAGCCACCCGAGGCGAGAAAACCCCCUGCGCGGGAUCAAUGGAAGCUCUUCGUGUUCAAGGGAAACGACGUCGUGGACACGAUCGAGCUGGGUAGCCGAAGCUGUUGGCUCGUAGGGAGGGAGACCACAGUCGUGGACAUGGUCGCCGAGCACCCCAGCAUCUCCAAGCAGCACGCUGUGGUCCAGUUCCGGUACACGGAGAAGAGGAACGAGUUUGGCGAUAAGAUCGGGAGGGUCAAGCCGUUCCUGAUCGACCUGGAGAGUGCAAACGGCACCGAGCUGAACGGUGAAAAAGUGCCAGACCGGCGCUAUCUGGAGUUGAGGCCCAAGGAUGUGGUCAAGUUCGGGCUCAGCACCAGGGAGUAUGUCAUUAUGCUCGCGAGAGACUGA
This is a messenger RNA of Diaporthe citri, 852 nucleotides long. RefSeq lists its product as uncharacterized. Gene Ontology annotation, cellular component: nucleus. The coding region runs from base 1 to 852 and encodes 283 amino acids. NCBI's taxonomy places the organism in Eukaryota, Fungi, Ascomycota, Sordariomycetes, Diaporthales, Diaporthaceae. Gene Ontology annotation, molecular function: mRNA binding; protein binding. The transcript has 3 exons. Gene Ontology annotation, biological process: mRNA splicing, via spliceosome; maintenance of RNA location. The record is from RefSeq and is a predicted model, not a curated record.